This is a messenger RNA of Girardinichthys multiradiatus, 2566 nucleotides long. It is a transcript of the gene wdr91, whose product is annotated as WD repeat domain 91. The record is from RefSeq and is a predicted model, not a curated record. The transcript has 18 exons. Gene Ontology annotation, cellular component: extrinsic component of endosome membrane; early endosome membrane; late endosome membrane. NCBI's taxonomy places the organism in Eukaryota, Metazoa, Chordata, Actinopteri, Cyprinodontiformes, Goodeidae. The coding region runs from base 203 to 2425 and encodes 740 amino acids. Gene Ontology annotation, molecular function: protein binding; phosphatidylinositol 3-kinase regulator activity. Gene Ontology annotation, biological process: early endosome to late endosome transport.
UCCUCUUUGUUGUGAAUAUUAUCUGUUUUUAUUGCAUGUAAAGCAGGUUUUAGAGUCAGUUCUCUGCUCUGCGGAGGUUUAGCAGCUAAAACCAGAAACUUUAACUCUUCUACGUUAUAUUCGCUGUUUAUUUUCACAGCAGUUUUCCGACCAGAACAAACAGAGCAAACGUCUAACGUAGCUGGAGGGCUGAGAGGUCAGGAUGGGCUCUGCGGUGGAAAGGACGGACAAACAUGUGCGGGAGUAUCUGAUCUACAGAGGCUUCACCGGCACACUGAAACAGCUGGACAGUGACAUCAAAGCUGACAAGGAGAAAGGCUUCCGGGUGGAUAAAAUCAUUGAUCAGCUGCAGCAGCUCGUGCAGAGCUUCGACCUGUUCGGUCUGAAGGAGUACUGGUUCCACCUGGACCGGCGCCUGUUCUGCAGGCUGGAGGACGUGUAUAGGUCCACUGUGAACAAACUAAGAACCAGCAUAUACCGGUACUACAUCAUAAACACCAUCCAGAAAGGAAACCUGGAGAAGACCCAAGAGUUCUUCCAGAAGCAGGCGUUGGAGCUGCAGGGUCAGGCCGAAUGGCGCGACUGGUUCAUCUUGCCUUUUAUCCCUGCUCCCGAGCAAAACCCGGCAUUCAGUCCGUACUUCUCCCGACAGUGGGCCGACACCUUCCUGGUUUCCCUGCACAAUUUCCUCUCUGUCCUCUUCCAGUGUAUGCCUCAGCCUGUCCUGCUGAGCUUUGAUGCUGAAGUCCAGAAGAUGACAAGUCUGACUGAAGAGAAUGAACAGCUCCGCCAGAAGCUUUUUGCUCUACAUACUGAAAGCCGAGACCAAAAGGAAGGAGAUGAGAUGGUCCAGCAUAAGCUGCCACUGUAUGUCCAGAACAUGGACCGCCUGGGAGACACUGAGCUGGACUUGGUGUCGAGUCAGCGGGCCAUCAGCGCCACCGUCAUUCCUUCCAGGAACUUCUUCUCCACAUUCCUGCCUCAGGGCAAACGUACUCCGGUAAAAGCACCUCCAAUCACUGUGGGAUCCUCUCCAAGUCAGGCAGCAGUGGGCAGAAAGGAGUCAUCAGUCAAUCAGAUGGCAAAGCCUAAAGAGGCAUCCCAGUCUAAGGAGGUAAAAGCAGCUUCCAACCAGUCAUCAUCUGGUGAAUCUGCAAGUUCCCAGUCUCAGCAGACAGCAAACCAGACGAUAAACCAGCAUAGCAGACACAAGAGAAUCCAGGAGCAUGAGAAGGAGAGGAAGGAGCUUUUCUCCAGACCUUCCUCACAGACACCAGAGAGUAAAGGAGAGGAUGUAGAUCUGACACCUGCUAUGAACAUCUCAGGGGAACCUCCUGAGUCCUCCAGCAGAGAGGAAGGAGGUCUGCCAGUGGAGCAGCCUUUCAUCAAACUCAGUCAGGAGGAGUAUGGCGAACAUCACUCCUCCAUCAUGCACUGCAGGGUUGACAGUUCUGGUCGCCGGGUGGCCAGUCUGGACGUGGAUGGAGUCAUAAAGGUGUGGUCCUUCAACCCCAUUAUGCAGACCAAAGCCACCAUCAUGUCCAAGUCUCCUUUACUAUCUCUGGAGUGGGCUACCAAACCGGACAGACUGCUGUUAUUAGGCAGCGGUGUUGGCACGGUGCGACUCUACGAUACAGACGCCAAGAAGAAUCUCUAUGAGAUGAACAUCGAUGAAACACAUCCACGAAUUUUAUCUUUAGCUUGUAGUCCAAGUGGAUCAUCGUUCGUCUGCUCAGCUGCAGCUCUCAGCUGGUCUGGAGGUGAUGCUUCGGUUCCUCGGCUUCCCAUACCAGUGUCCGGUCAACUGCUGCUUUGGGACACCAAGACCGUCAAACAGCAGCUCCAGUUCUCUCUGGAACCAGAACCAGUAGCCAUAAACUGCACAGCCUUCAACCACAAUGGAAACCUGCUGGUAACUGGAGCUGCUGAUGGGGUCAUCAGACUCUUUGAUAUGCAGCGGUAUGAGAGCGCGAUGAGCUGGAGAGCCCAUGAUGGAGAGGUUUACAGUGUGGAGUUCAGCUACGAUGAGAACACAGUUUUCAGUGUCGGAGAGGACGGGAAGUUCAUCCAGUGGAACAUCCAUCGGUGUGGGGUGAAGCAGUCGGAGCAGGUUUUACCUCAGGAUGCCACGGGUCCAUUUGUCCUGUCAGGAUACAGUGGCUACAAACAGGUUCAGGUUCCCAGGGGACGACUGUUUGCAUUUGACUCUGAAGGUCAACACGUCCUGACCUGCUCCAGUGGCGGAGGACUCAUAUACAGACUGACCAAUGAUGAGCCAGCCCUGGAAAGAGUGUUGUCGCUGGGUGGGCACAAGGCCCCGGUGGUGACGGUUGAUUGGUGCUCUGCGGUUGACUGCGGGACCUGCCUCACAGCUUCCAUGGACGGGAAGAUCAAACUGAGCACACUCUUGGCGCAGAAGUCUUGACCUGUUAGCUAAUGGAGACAACUGGAGGUGUUAAGGGUCAAAGAUGGACACAAACCAGUUCACCGUGCAGUUACUAAUGUGGUCUUACGUCUAUUUCUGCUUUAUGUUUCAAUCAAUAUUAAAAUCUGACUUAAAGUUUCA